ACUACUAGAAUUUCCCUUUAGUUUUUGUGAGUUAAAAAGGGUUUCUAAGGAAAAGAAAAGCUAAUUUCCAAAAAUAAAGGUAUUAAAAAAGUUGAUAUCAUAAUGUUUUACCAAAAAAUGCAGAGACUUGGAUGUUAGUUUACCCACUACUUAUACGAGACGAUGAUGAAAUCUGAACCCCUCACUUUGAAGCGACUGGACCUGUGACCUGUCCUUAGUUGCAACAACAAUGGUCUCAACUUCCCUUAGCUAACCCCCAUCUAAAUGUUUAAUUUCACUGAAAUCUUGUUUUUAACCUCACAGGAACUUGAAUCCGGCAGCAAAUGGACAGAAGGAGAUCCAUCUCGCAGGGCCAAAUGGUGGUACUCAACCUUUCACACUGUUACCGCCAUGAUAGGUGCCGGCGUUCUCAGCUUGCCUUAUGCCAUGGCCUACCUAGGAUGGGGUCCAGGAAUCAUGGUGAUGAUAUUGUCUUGGUGCAUGACCUUGAACACGAUGUGGCAGAUGAUACAACUCCAUGAAUGUGUUCCUGGAACUCGCUUUGAUCGCUAUCUUGACCUUGGCCGUUAUGCUUUUGGGCCAAAACUUGGUCCCUGGAUCGUCCUCCCUCAGCAGCUGAUUGUUCAGGUCGGGUGUGAUAUUGUGUACAUGGUCACCGGAGGGAAGUGUCUCAAAAAGUUCAUGGAGAUAUCCUGCACCCACUGCACACCACUCCGGCAGUCUUACUGGAUCCUGAUUUUCGGCGGCCUCCAUUUCUUCCUGUCUCAGCUCCCCAAUUUCAACUCCGUAGCCGGUGUUUCAUUAGCUGCAGCAAUCAUGUCCCUUAGUUAUUCAACUAUAGCAUGGGCCAGUAGCCUGGCUCAUGGUCAGGUGGACAACGUGAGCUAUGCAUAUAAGAAUGCGAACCCGACUGACUACAUGUUCCGUGUCUUCAACGCACUGGGUCAGAUUUCGUUUGCAUUCGCCGGCCAUGCAGUUGCUCUUGAGAUUCAGGCCACGAUUCCAUCCACUCAUGAGAAGCCUUCCAAGGUUCCCAUGUGGAAAGGUGCCAUCGGUGCCUAUUUUAUUAACGCAAUCUGCUACUUUCCGGUGGCCCUAAUAGGAUAUUGGGCGUUCGGACAAGAUGUGGAUGACAAUGUGCUGAUGGCACUCAAGAAACCUGCCUGGCUCAUCGCCGCUGCCAACUUGAUGGUCGUCGUUCAUGUCAUUGGAAGUUACCAGGUUUAUGCUAUGCCGGUGUUUGGUUUGCUGGAAGGGAUUAUGGUGAAACGACUAAAGUUCCCACCUGGAUUUGCACUCAGACUCAUCGCUCGUUCAACUUUUGUUGCUUUUACAUUGUUCAUAGGAGUCACCUUCCCAUUCUUUGGAGAUCUUCUUGGUUUCUUUGGUGGAUUUGGUUUUGCUCCUACUUCAUAUUUUCUUCCGAGCAUAAUGUGGUUAAUCAUCAAGAAACCAAGACGAUUCAGUACUAAAUGGUUCAUCAAUUGGGCUUCUAUAUUUGUUGGACUAUUCAUUAUGUUGGCAUCAACAAUUGGUGGUUUAAGGAAUAUCGUCGCCGAUGCUUCAACUUAUAGUUUCUAUACAUGAAAAUACUAAUCAUGAAGAUGAAUGUCAAUUAAUUUGGAGAGAUGUAAACUGAGCUUUGGAGGACAUUUAAUUAUCUUAGAUUAUAUCUUUCUAAGUAUUUGUUAUCUUGAGCAAGGAAUGAAGAUAGAAAGGUUAAUGUCUCUUUUAAGGAAAGUAAGAGUUGUUUGAAUUACAGGUGUGGGGUUGGGUAGUUAUUGGAGAGACUUUUUUAUUGUAGAAGUCUAAAUUAAAAAAUAAGGAUAGAAACUUUUU
Messenger RNA from Rubroshorea leprosula, 1839 nucleotides. The record is from the annotation of a GenBank genome assembly. NCBI's taxonomy places the organism in Eukaryota, Viridiplantae, Streptophyta, Magnoliopsida, Malvales, Dipterocarpaceae.